AUGCAUUCGCUGCACAGCAGAUUCGCUUUGGAAGAAAUACAGAAGAGUUAUCAACACUAUCCUUUUCUUGCGUUCAUGUGGAAUAAAGCUGAAUCUUGUAUCCCUAAUCUCGUAUUUCAGUCUUCUUGGUUGGCGUUUCCUUUUCUCUUGCAUCAUGUUUAUUUUAAUCGUAUCGAUGAGUACGCCAAAGACUGUGCACCACUAAUGGUGUGA
Molecule: messenger RNA, 213 nt
Organism: Dracunculus medinensis (Guinea worm)
Lineage: Eukaryota; Metazoa; Nematoda; Chromadorea; Rhabditida; Dracunculidae
Source: the annotation of a GenBank genome assembly